This is a messenger RNA of Dipodomys ordii (Ord's kangaroo rat), 1736 nucleotides long. It is a transcript of the gene Efna3, whose product is annotated as ephrin-A3. The coding region runs from base 36 to 752 and encodes 238 amino acids. Gene Ontology annotation, cellular component: plasma membrane. Gene Ontology annotation, molecular function: ephrin receptor binding. NCBI's taxonomy places the organism in Eukaryota, Metazoa, Chordata, Mammalia, Rodentia, Heteromyidae. The transcript is spliced from 5 exons. The record is from RefSeq and is a predicted model, not a curated record. Gene Ontology annotation, biological process: axon guidance; ephrin receptor signaling pathway.
UCAGUCGGGGGGCGGCGGCGGCGGCGGCCUCGGGGAUGGCGGCGGCUCCGCUGCUGCUGUUGCUGCUGCUCGUGCCCGUGCCGCUGCUGCCGCUGCUAGCCCAAGGGCCCGGGGGGGCUCUGGGAAACCGGCAUGCGGUGUACUGGAACAGCUCCAACCAGCACCUGCGGCGAGAGGGCUACACCGUGCAGGUGAACGUCAACGACUAUCUGGAUAUUUACUGCCCUCACUACAACAGCUCAGGGGUGGGCCCCGGGGCGGGGCCCGGGCCGGGCGGCGGGGCGGAGCAGUACGUGCUGUACAUGGUGAGCCGCAGCGGCUACCGCACCUGCAACGCCAGCCAAGGCUUCAAGCGCUGGGAGUGCAACCGGCCGCACGCCCCUCACAGCCCCAUCAAGUUCUCGGAGAAGUUCCAGCGCUACAGCGCCUUCUCGCUGGGCUACGAGUUCCACGCCGGCCACGAGUACUACUACAUCUCCACGCCCACCCACAACCUGCACUGGAAGUGUCUGAGGAUGAAGGUGUUCGUCUGCUGCGCCUCUACAUCGCACUCCGGGGAGAAGCCGGUCCCCACUCUCCCCCAGUUCACCAUGGGCCCCAAUGUGAAGAUCAACGUGCUGGAAGACUUUGAGGGAGAGAACCCCCAGGUGCCCAAGCUUGAGAAGAGCAUCAGCGGGACCAGCCCCAAGAGGGAACACCUGCCCCUGGCUGUGGGCAUCGCCUUCUUCCUCAUGACACUCUUGGCCUCCUAGCUCUGCCCCCCUCCCGUGGCAGGGAGAGACGGGGCGGGGCUGAGAAGGAGCAGGGAGCCUUUGACCUUUACAAGGGACGCCUAGCUGUGGGGGCCUAUAUUCCUCCUCCCCUGGCUGGAAGUGGGGUCUGCACCGAACAUCUGUGCCUGCCCCUCUGCCCCCUCCCUCCAGGUAGGGCACUGUAGUGGACUAGGCACAGGUGCCACCACAGGUCCUGGAUGGCCUUGUGGCUUUGGUAAUAUUUGGUACCAAACUUGGGGGCCAUAAAGGGCAGUGGCUCAGGACCCCCUGACCCCCUGGUACUUUUCCCUGGCCCUUGGUGCCCUCCCCCUUUGUCCCAUCAGAGAGACAAAUAUGCCCCAGAGAGAGCAAAUGGCAACCUGGGAAGUGCCCCCAUUACUCUCCACCAGGGACAGAACAUGGGGAGGGGACUAGAUGGGAGAGGAGGUUGCACUAGCUGCUGCCUCCUUCCCCUGUUUACAGCAAUAAGCACGUCCUCCUCCCCCCACUCCCCUCACAGGAUUGUGGUUUGGAUUGAAUCCAAGUUUACAAAUAGACACCCCUGGGGAGGCAGGCAGUGGACAGGGGUGGCAAGGGGUGGGUGCCAGGCAGGCAUGUACAGACCCUAUAUCUCUAUAUAUAAUGUACAGACAGAGUCCUUCUCCCUCCUUAACCCUGACCUUUCUGAACAUCCCCUUCCAGCUUCAGACCUUUUCCCUACCAGGCUAGGCCCCCCCUGGGGACCCCCGGCCCCUCUUUUGUCUUCUGUGAAGACAGGACCUAUGCAACGCACAGACACUUUUGGAGACCGUGAGAGACAACAACGCCCCCUCCCUUCCAGCCCUGAGCCGGGAACCAACUCCCAGGACCUUGCCCUGCCCACCCUACGUGGUCCCCACCCAUCCUGGGCCUUUUUCAAGUGCUUUGGCUGUGACUUUCAUACUCUGCUCUUAGUCUAAAAAAAUAAACUGGAGAUAAAAAUAA